Messenger RNA from Symbiodinium pilosum, 948 nucleotides. Lineage: Eukaryota; Dinophyceae; Suessiales; Symbiodiniaceae. The record is from the annotation of a GenBank genome assembly.
AUGUGUGGGCUGCCCAGAUGCGGCAAAACGUCGAUCAGUAAAGUGGUGUUUCAGAAGCUCUCGCCACACGAAUCCCUCUUCCUGGAGUCCGGCAUCAAGUUGGAGACUUUCACCAUUGUGCACAACAGCCUGUUGCGGUUGAAGCUGGUGGAUUUUCCUGGAAACCUUCUGCUCGAUGACUCUCUCAGUCUGCAUCCAUUGGACGCUUCCGUGUUCAGUGGGCCAUGUGUAGUGGUACUUGUGAUCGACGCUCAGCAAGAAGAUGCGUACACAUCGAGUGUGGCUAAAGCAAGAAAAGUUAUAGAGUUUGCAUGCAAGCGCAAUCCUGACGUCACGUUCGAUGUGUUGCUCCACAAGGUGGACGGCGCCAAGUUCUACACAGACGGGAGAAAAGAAGAAGUGAAAAAAGCUGUGGAAGACAAGCUGACCGAAGAGAUGUCAGACAAGGAGAAGGCAAACAUCUCCUUCCAUUGCACCAGCAUCUACGACCAUACCGUCUUCGAGGCAUUCAGCCAAGUUGUGCAGAAGCUGAUACCCGAGCGACCAACUUUGGAGAAAUGCUUGGAAGCCGUGAGCCAAAACACGCGGAUGGAGAAAGUCUACCUUUUCGACGUCGUCUCAAAGCUCUACCUGGCCGCCGACAAGACCAACUCGGAGCUUUCCUGGUACGAGCUUUGUGCUGACAUGGUGGACGUGGUGAUUGACAUAGCCUGCAUUUACGGCAACGGCUUGGAGGACAACAAAGAUGCCGGGUGCGAGUUCCAGCUGCACAACAAUGCCGUCCUUGUUCUCAAGGAGGUCGGUCAUUGCUUGGCGCUGGUUUGCGUGUUCAAAGGAGAUGAUGCUUGCUUUGAUCGACAAGAGCUCCUGGAACACAAUGUGGCUGUCUUCAAAGAGGCGUUGAACAAGGUGUGUCCUGUGAAUCUUCCAAAGCGGGGUUGGCGCUGA